Bipolaris victoriae FI3 is the source of this 378-nucleotide messenger RNA. RefSeq lists its product as hypothetical. The transcript has a single exon. Lineage: Eukaryota; Fungi; Ascomycota; Dothideomycetes; Pleosporales; Pleosporaceae. The record is from RefSeq and is a predicted model, not a curated record. Gene Ontology annotation, molecular function: protein binding. The annotation marks the transcript as partial.
AUGCUGUUAGACAAAGGCGUCGACGUCAACGCGCAGGGCGGACACUACGGCAAUGCACUCCAGGCGGCUUCAGCUAAUGGCCACAAAGACAUCGUAACGCUACUACUGGACAAAGGCGCCAACGUCAACGCGCAGGUCGGAGACGAGUACUAUUCAUGCUCUUCACUCUGUGCAGCUUCAAAGGGAGGCUACAAGGAUAUCGUAACGCUAUUGCUAGACAAAGGCGCUAACAUUAACGCUUAUGUGGGGUCCGACGGCAAUGCACUCCAGGUAGCUUCAGCUAGAGGUCACAAAGAUAUCGUGAUACUACUACUCGACAAAGGCGCCGAUAUUAACGCGCAGGGCGAAGGUAGUGAAACUCCACUCUAUACAGCUUCA